Dothidotthia symphoricarpi CBS 119687 is the source of this 1540-nucleotide messenger RNA. RefSeq lists its product as uncharacterized. The record is from RefSeq and is a predicted model, not a curated record. The coding region runs from base 102 to 1511 and encodes 469 amino acids. The transcript has a single exon. NCBI's taxonomy places the organism in Eukaryota, Fungi, Ascomycota, Dothideomycetes, Pleosporales, Dothidotthiaceae.
CACGACGAAGCAUUCACCCGUUAUCCCACCACAGGUCCAAGCGCGCCCGUGCCCAUAUUUAUGUCGCAUUCUUCCCCACACCAGGCAAUGACACGACAACCAUGGCCUUCGUUCUACCGCCCCCGCCUCAACUAGAAGCCCCCGAACUGCCGCGGUCGCUUCCGAUCAUCUUCCGUCAUCCUGGCUACGAUGACACGGUCAAUGUGCUCUUCAUGCUCUACGCACCCGACGCCAAGGUGGACAGCGACGAGCAGAACAAAGACGCACCGCGGUGGCCAGCUCUCUACGCCCAAGUAGCGCUCGACGCCUGCGCCUUGGUGGCCGACAAUCGCACGGGUGGCUGGUUGUCCCGCGUGCGCGACGCCGUUGCCGGCUCCGCUGCCCAGGUCGACCCCACCAGCAUGCUGCACCAACGCGACUACUACUUCCAUCUCAAGAGCAGCGACGGCAGCAGCGAUCCAUACCCCGUAGUCCCCAACUUCCGCGAGUGGAGCUUCCCGCAUGACGCCGUGCCCGUCCAUUGGCUGGCAUCGACCAACAAUAAAGCCCGCGUCGACAACAGCUACUCUUCCUCCAACCUCACCGUGGGCCUGAAGGUACGCGAUGGCACGUGUCGCAUGAGCGGGUGCCGAGAAGAGGCCCAAGUGUCUCACGUCGUGCCCGCGGCUGAGGAAGAUUGGUGGAAGGGGAACUAUAUGGCUCAGUACGGCCUAGGCACAUCGGCUGCCACGCCCCAGAACACGGCCAACGCCCUGCUCCUACGUGCCGACCUCCACCUCGCCUUCGACAAGCCUCGAUUCGCCUUUGUGCCCAAGCCAGCGGGCGAUAACAGCAUGCGCAUCGUCACCCAUCUUCUCGAACCUUCGGCUGAGCUUCAACACUUGUACCAUAAUCGCGAGCUCCACCCAUCGGCUGUUGGUGGCGAAAUGCUGUUUGCGCGCUUUGCGUGGUCCAUCUUUCCCCUGGUCAGCGAAUUCCUCUGCCGGAACGUAGAUCGACGCCUCGCCUUGCAGGCACGCCAUGCCGACCUACUUGACGACCGUGGCUAUGUCUCUGCCGCCAAAUGCAAGACCUUCACUACUGCUGGAAUUCGACAGGAAAAAGCCGAUUCGAAGAAGCGUAAAUCAAACCCAAACGUUGUGUCGGAGAGUGAGGACGCAGAUCUCACCGAAGUGGAAGAGCAAGCUGAGCCACAAGACGGAGACGCCUUAUGCUUGGCCCCGAAGCGUCGCCGGAGUGGGUCAGCAGCUUCGUUGUCUCCGUCUGGAACUCUCUCUCCCGAGUCAUCACUUUCGACUGACGAACAUCCUGUCCAAGUGGAGUCUACAGGUUCUACGCUGGCACAAGAGUGGCUGGACGUAGAACGCAAGCGCUCCGAUCCAUCUGGCUUAUUUGAAAAAGAGCGCGAGUGGAUUCAGGAAGUAUGGAAUGGCAAGAGUAUGAGUGGGAAUGAGGUUCUCCGGUUUCUGCAGGGUAUUGGUCACGAGAUAAUAGAUAAUGAGGCGGACUGAGUAGACACUUGGGUAGAAUACUAGCGCUC